Molecule: messenger RNA, 1473 nt
Organism: Umbelopsis ramanniana AG
Lineage: Eukaryota; Fungi; Mucoromycota; Umbelopsidomycetes; Umbelopsidales; Umbelopsidaceae
Exons: 6
Coding region: 115-1104 (329 amino acids)
Molecular function (GO): catalytic activity
Source: RefSeq, a predicted model, not a curated record
CAGUGUUAAUUUAUCGGAGCUAUCGUCUGUGUGCUGUCGUGGGAAGGAUCAAAGCGAUAGUUUCGGUGAUCACAAAGGCUUUCGAACUUUUAAACAAGGCUGGCGAAAAAAUUGAUGUGGAGCAUGUUUCUCGCCUCAGUCUCCGCUAGGAAACCGGCCACUGCAACAACCACUCUGAUAGGCAAGACAUUCACUCGACGUUUCAUGGGAUCCACAACCAAUUUACCUCACCCAAAGAGCUUGGUGGUUGAGCAGAUAAACCCUUUGGCACCCCCAGCCGAGGCUAAAUACAGGUUCAUAGUCAACCAUAACGACCCCAAUGAGUUCUAUCUUUCGUAUCCAAGAGGUGCCUACACUGGUGCUCGAACGAUUAGCCGAACGUCUGUGGCCGAGCUCAAGCAACAUAUCUUCAGAACCUCGAACUCGCUGAGACUGAUGUCUUUUUCAAAGGACGAAGAACAGCCUGAGCCGGAAUCCGUGGUUCAAGAUCUAUCUGUGUUCCGAGAUGAAAAACAAUUUGAAGACCGCAUCGUUCCUAUGCUACGUGCUGGCCUGCAGAAGUAUUAUGCAGAAGUGGAAGAGGAGGACGGGAAAAUUCAUGAAACAAAAGUCUCUUUUCUUUGUGGGUACAAUCUUGAUCCACCGCAGGUCUCCUUGGCAGCACAUUUUACCCCGCUAAAAUCACCUCCUAGCGGAAGAGUUGCUGUCGAUGUUCAAGGAUCACCGCGACAUCAUGCAGCGGCAAAAGAUUCACAGUGGGUUAGAGAACGGCAGACUCUGGAAAAGAAAAAGUCUCCCAAUGCCAAUGAAGUGCUAUUGACGGAUCAUGAUGGACACGUCUAUGAAGGAAUGGCGUCCAACUUCUUUGCUGUCAUCAAUGAAAAUGGGUCGCCGACAUUGGUAACAGCGUCACUGGAUUGUGUCUUACUAGGAACAAUCAUGAAAAUGGUCCUGCGUGUAUGCGAAGAGCGCAGCAUUCCCGUAAAAUGGAUGUUCCCGAGCCUGAAAGAUGCAUCCGAUGGCAAGUGGGAGGGCUGCUUUAUCAGUAGCACCUCAAGAUUGGUAUUGCCAAUUGAGACCAUACAGUUCAAUGAUGAAAGGUAAGUGAUAUGAUACGAUGAUUUAUUUAACAAAGUGCGCAUUAUUGAACAGGUUUGUUAUAGACCAAAUAUACAGUUUCCUUCUGUUUCAGAAACGGUUGAAAUAAUACGGAAAGAUGUUCAAAAAGAACUGCUCAAAACGGCAUACAAGAUUCUCUAGAUGAGCACUUGCAGAAGCAAAUCUACGUUUCUAGUCAAUAUCAGUGUCUAUAGGUUGACUGUCUUCCGCUUUGUUAUCGUCCGUUUCUUGUUCAUCUACUAGAGUGAAUUCAAUUAUAAAGAAUGUAGCACUAUCGUCUCUCAUUUUUGCAAUGAAUCGUAGAGGCUAUUAGAAAGAGUUGAUCAAUAACAGUUGUACAUUGGUGUUUGUUUC